Molecule: messenger RNA, 5398 nt
Organism: Linum trigynum
Lineage: Eukaryota; Viridiplantae; Streptophyta; Magnoliopsida; Malpighiales; Linaceae
Source: the annotation of a GenBank genome assembly
GAAAUGGUCGCCCCGCCGCAAAGUGCGGGCCAUUUAGCUAGUUGUAGUUUAUAAGACUAACUUAACAAUAUUUAUUAGAUUAAUUUAAUUUCGACUUAAAAGAUGUCAUUCAAGAAGGGUCAGUGUAAUAUCGCCACUCCAUCGAUGUGGUCACCACCAUCACACCCCCCAUUGUCAACCCGCUCAUCGGCCAUUGCCUACCCCUCAAGCAGUUUCGUCCUAACCUAUAUCAAGCACCUUAAGUUAAGCAUGAAUUCAUAGAUAUUUUGUGGAGCUCUCAUUGUUCCCAAAACCAACACUCUAACGCACAUAUCACGUUUUACCUUUUCUGUGCUAAUCAAUAGUUUGUGGAGCUCUCUCACUCAACCUCAACAUGAGCAGAGUAACUUAAUAUAGUUCGUUGUAAAAAAACCCCAUAAAAAAGCGUCGUUCAAGAAGCCAUGAAACUAGGGAUGACAACAAAACCGGAACCCACAGGUACCCACCCGACCCAACCCGGUCAACGUGGGUAAAAUCCGUGUUGACGGGUUUUGGGCCGGGUUUGGGUUUAAACCCAUUCACUAUAUUCACCGGGUUGGGUUGAGUUUGGGUUUAGGUAAACCCUCCCACACCCAUAUAAUUAAUUUUCUCAGUAUAUUUAAUAUUCUAAACAACUAAUCUUUUUAUGUUGGUUGAGACAUGUCUAAUUUUUUUCUUUUUAAUUGAAUAGAACGAAGUUGAUGUUAUUGAGUGGAAAGUGAAAAAAACUUAAUUGACAAGAAGGAAGAAGCUUUCAAUUAAUCAUGAUAUUUAUGGAUAAUUUGUGAUUUGUUUCAAUUUUCUUGAGUUUUCUAGAUUGAUGUUGAACACUUUAUAUAGUUAAUUUGUGAUUUGCUUGAAUUUUAUAGAAUGGUGUUUUAUAUAUGGAUAAUUUUAAUUUGCAUCGAGCGUUGUAAAUUGUUUCCCUACAUGAAACAUAAUAUCUUUACAUCAUGAUAAUCUCUCCCGAAGUUUGCUUAUAAUUGUUUCCUGAUUCCAAGAGCAUCCAAGUCCAAACCUUGUGUUGCUGCUGGCGUUGUAAACGCCGAUCAUGGAUCAGUAUUAUACCACCAUUAUCAUCUCGAUCUUCACAAUCACAACGACAAGGCAUACGGCCCCAUAUGCCAUAUGCACACAAUGGGUAUAUGGUGUUGUGUAACUAGGUAGCAAACAAAGCAGAGUGAGAAAGAAGAUGGCGAAACAGAGACUUCAAACACAGCAUUGUACUCUACGUCCCAUCACUUUCAAAUCGCCUCAAAUCCGUUUACAUAACUAUAUCCUUUGUUUCGGCGCCAUUGUUAAAAGACUUGGUAAAACACCACUCCUACAUCCGGCUUCUUGGCCGGCUCCCAAUCAACAAAUAAAGAAGGAAAGAAAGAAUGCAGAGAACAAGAAGCAAAACAGAGAACAACGCAACUCCUCCUAUUUCCCUUUGUUAAUAUAUGAUCAAACAAAUUAAACACCUACUAGAUGACAGGUUCCCCAGCUAGCAUUGGGACAUACGUUCCAGAAGGGGGAAAAAUUAUGCCUUUUUUUCAUAUUUUCUUCUGUUAUAUUUAAACUUUGCGAGAACUUCCCGCAACUUGAGAAACAGAGCAGUUAUCACUGAUCAUCAGUUGCUUAGUAAAAUAUUCUUCCAGGCCCAUUUUUUUCCUUUUCUUUCUUUCCUUUCAGUUUGAUUGAAACUCUGUUUCUCGUAAUCUCUUAAUUGGGUUGAUCCAUGGCGGGAGGAGGUGGCGGCGGAGACCGCUCCCUGCACGACACUCCGACGUGGGCCGUCGCCGGCGUCUGCUCCAUCUUCAUCAUCUUGUCCAUUCUCAUCGAACACGCCAUUCUCAAACUUGGAAAGUGGUUCCAGAAGCGGCAGAAGAAGGCCAUGAUUGAGGCCCUGGAGAAGGUUAAAGCUGAGUUGAUGUUGUUAGGGUUUAUAUCGCUUAUGCUGACGGCGGGAACGAGAGCGAUUCCAAGGAUAUGCAUCUCCCACGAACUCGGCCGGACGAUGCUCCCUUGCAGCACCACUAGUGAUUUGGAAGUAUCAAAAGAGAAAGGCAAAGAUGGCGGCGGCGGCGACGACAGAAGAAAGCUCUUGUCCUUCGAUGGAACAGGGGAUAUGGGUUCAUCGUGGCAUCGAAUGUUGGCAGGGGCAGAAGGCGGCGAGGAUUACUGUUCCUCAAGGGGGAAGGUACCUUUGAUAUCAGUAACAGGGGUGCAUCAGUUGCACAUAUUUGUGUUCGUGCUGGCCGUUUUCCAUAUCAUGUACUGUGUCAUUACCAUGACCCUAGGGAGAGCCAAAGUGAAGAAAUGGAAGACAUGGGAGUCAGAAACUUCUUCUGAGGAGUACCAAUUUACCAAUGAUCCUACAAGGUUCAGAUUGGCACAUCAGACUUCCUUUGUAAAGCGACAUUCUGGCAUUUUCGCUGCACCCGGGAUCAGAUGGGUUGUCGCAUUUUUUAGACAAUUCACCGGUUCAAUCACUAAAGUGGAUUACUUGACCAUGAGAAAUGGGUUCAUCAAUGCACAUUUAAAUUCAAAUGCCAAAUUCGACUUCCAUAGAUACAUAAAGAGGUGCAUGGAAGAUGACUUCAAAGUGGUCGUUGGUAUUAGUUUCCCACUUUGGAUUUUCGCCAUACUCUUCAUGCUCCUAAAUGUCCAUAGAUGGCACACGCUUACCUACUUGACAGCAGUCCCAUUCAUUAUACUUCUGGUGGUUGGUACCAAACUGGAACUUGUCAUCAUGGACAUGGCUCAGCAGAUCCAAGAAAGAAGCACAGUGGUUAAAGGAGCUCCAAUCGUUGAACCCGACAACAGAUAUUUCUGGUUCAAUCGACCUCACUGGAUCCUCCUCUUACUCCACUACACUCUGUUCCAGAAUGCGUUUCAAAUGGCGUAUCUAUUGUGGAAUUGGUAUGAAUUCAAGUUCAACAAUUGCUUCCGUGAAAACAAGGUGGCAAUCCUGGUCAGAGUUUCCCUCGCCAUUAUCCUUCAGUUCAUCUGCAGUUACAUCACUUUCCCUCUCUAUUCUCUAGUCACACAAAUGGGUUCGAACAUGAAGCAAGCGAUCUUCGAGGAGCAAACAGCGAAGGCGCUGAGGAAAUGGCAGAAGGCGGCGCAGGACAGGAAGAAGUUGAGGCAGGCAGGUGGGGAAGGAGCCAGUCCCCUGUCUUCGGGAGCUACUUCUCCCCGUCCGUUUAAGUUCGCCGGAGCGAAAGGCGGCGGCGGAGGAGGAUCGGUGUUGACCAGCGGCGAGACGACACCGAGCACGACGGCAUCUCCGGUGCAUUUGCUUCACAAUUUCAAUCACCGAUCGACUCAGCAUGACAUUGAGGAUGUCCCCGGUGCGCCGUAUUACCACUCUGACACCGAUGCAUCGGAAUUCGAAGCCGGCGGUGGUGGAUCCGAUCGGAAUGGGCACGUUGAUGAAACUCGACGGCGAGAUGAACAGGAGAAGAUCAAUCAGUCGGAGUUUACUUUUGUACAACUUUGAAUGGUUUUGGGAAGGAUGAGAAUAUUUUUUUCGUUCAUUCCUCUUUUUGAUGAAAUUUUGCUGAUCAUGUUAAGUUCGAUUCGAUACUAUCUAGCAGAAAUCACGCUAAGUCCCUCUCUAGGUGUUGAGGAGGGAUUCUACUCCUAAUGAGUUUGGGUUGUAAAUUUAGAGGUAUAUGUUACAUUCAGAUUUUGCACAAUCUUUGAAUGGUGGAUUGGAAUAUGACUAUACUUAAUAUUUUGGUUAAAUAUACUUGUACAUCCAAAACUUUCAUGGUUGUGCCAAUAAUAUCCAAAUUUCCUGAAAUACCACUUAUAGCCACUUCCGUCGAAUUCUUUAACGGUGUCAGCUAAUAAGCUGACUGGACAAAUGGAAAUGCUGAGUUGGCGAGUUUCUCCAGCAAUAAUUCCACGCUGGAUUAAGUUUAAAAAAUAAAAAAUAAAAUAAAAAAGGAGAUGAAAGGUCCCCACCAAAUGCACACUCCUUCCUUCCCUCUGUGAUUACUCAGCCCCACCAGCCGUCGCGGCCGCUUCUCCGCCUCGUCGAACCCAAAACUCCACCAUUCCUUCGCCUAGUUGAAGGAGGCUUUGCGAUUUCGAGUGCGAUACCGACCUAUCCUUGUUCUUCCAUUGCAGCAAGGACUGGAGAAACCACUAGCAGGGACUCGACAAAGGGUGUUCUUUUCCCUGUUAUGAAAUCGAGCACCACUAAGCACUAGCUAUCUUCUUAUCCUUCGUUGAACAAAUGGGGAUGGGAGUGGGUUUUGUGUCGAUUUGAUUCAAGAAGGAGCUGAAGCCAUUAUGUUGGCCUUGAUGUGGGUGUUGGUGGGCAAUUCCUAGAUCUGGAAAUCGCUGUCAAAGGCGACAUUCUCAGCGGCGGAGGAGUAGUCGCGGUCGCGGCGGUUGUGGGUUAAUUAGUACUGUCGCGACGACGAUGAUGAAGUCAGUAAGCCACUACCCUUUCCUAACGACGAUGCAGGAGCUUUGGGGAGACUCUGUUACUCACAAAGCGACGGAGACCUCCAAAAGUCUAGACCUGCAUCUUCAAUCUCGCCGACGUUGUCUCUCUCGGCUCUCAAUCUCACCUCAAAACUGGGCUUGUGAGAAGAAGAAUCAAAUGUUUCAAGGAUUGUGCGGGAUUUAAGGUGGGAUUGAGUGACGAUUGAUGCGGAGACUGAGCUUUGUGUGCUGGCGAUUCUCCUCCAGUACUCUCUUCUGUCUGAGCUCAUCUUCAUCGGAAGCUAGCUCUUGACCAUCCAAAACAACCAUUCAUGGUGUCACUGAGCUUCGCACCCCAGCCGCUCACCUGGCGGAACCUCAGUUUCAUGAGAUAUAGGGUAAGAAAUAUAUGAACCCGCGAAAGAUUAAUUUCAUUUUUUAUCUCAUUUUAAGCAACCAAUGUGAGAAUUAAGGGCUAAUACCACUACAACACCCGAACUAUCCGAAAAAUGGCCCUUGUGUCCUAUUGUUUCCAAUAUUCCAUUCAUGUCCUGAACUAUUUUUCUAUGUAAAGUUGACUCAUUUUGACCAUUAGUUUUUAACAGAAAGUCAAAUCAGCAUUGAUGUGGCACAUGACAUGGAAUUUUAAUUUAUUUAAUAAAAAAAUUAAAUAAAAAACAAUGAAAAUUAAAAUAAAACGUUUCAUCUCCACCAUUCACCCUCUCAAUCCUUUCUCCCCGGUUCACCCUUCAUGUUCACCACCAAGAAUCCGUCGGAUUGGCGAAGAACACAUUGCAAAUCGGUCUGGAUUUGCGAGAAACCCAUUGCUACAUCGCAAAUCUGGAAACCACCGGCCCAAAAUCUCCUCCUUCUCCUGCUCUUCCUCUGCCAACAUCCAUAAGAAUUGUACUUCAGAUACGAAGAGAAGUCGGAGACGGAAUCAAAGCGAAGAAGUUCG